AUGGCUAUAUUGCAUCAUGAGUUCGUCUAUGCAUGCUUUCAUCCAACCAUAGAUGACUGCUUGAUUGCUCUUGAAAAAAAUUACUACCCGAAUGAUUCAGAGCUUUUUCAAUUAGUUGAAGAGGAAGGCAGUUUUUAUGCAAAUUUGAUCAAGCAUUUAGAAGGCUUGAAGGACAUUCAGAAGCUGAAAAAGCUAUCUCAACUGCUUGGGAUCGAUAGAAAAUUGCUAACAAUUAUUACAGAGGAAGAUAUUCAUUUGAAAAUUGAGGGAGAAAAUAUUCUUAAGAAAGAGAGCAGUUAACCACUGACAGUUUUUAAUCAAAAUGCCAAUCCAUCCUAGCUAUUUUCCAAUCAAAGAGAUGAUGCCAAAAAUAAGUUAGAAAUAGUUGAGAGAGAGUUUGAUAGCAGUAGACAUUUGCAUUCUGAUGCAGGAUUUGAGCUGCAAGAAGAAGAUUCACAAGUAAUUGAUAGAGAGAUUGAGGACAGAGAAAGUGAAGAUAUACUAACUAAUUAGGAGAUGAUUUAUGACGCAAUAAAAUUUGAACUAUUAAAAAGGAUCAAAGCUAAUAUGAAUGCAAACGCUAGCAGCAAUCUCAAACUCGGUGGCAAAAAUCUAAAUCAAAUUAUUUCACAUGGAAUAGCGCCAGGAAUAGGCAUGAAGUUGAAAACAGAUGAAUAAAAUAUAGAUACUCAAUUUCUCAAUAUAAAAUUGGAAAAAAAAUAAAAGAACAGCGUAACCAGAAUUCAGACUAGAGUUACUGGAGAAAAAACAUUAGCCAACAAUAAUGAAGAAGCAUAAUAAGAACUACAAUUUAAUGAGCCAAAGUCCUUGAGAGAAGAGAGGAUGCUAGGAACAUCUAAGAAAAAGUAUGGAAUUUCUAUUUGGAAACUUAACAGAGGGCAGUAAGCAUAUUAAUAAAAGGAACAUCCUUUCAACUCUUGCCCAGCAAUGUCCAAGUUCUUCAUUUCUCAUGAUUCCCAAAAGAUUGUAUUAUUCGUUAAGAAUGAGAGUAGCAUUCCAGAGGAGGAAACUAUAUCAGCUGUUAAGAUUCUUGACAUUAAAACCCUAGAGUUAAUAGAUGAGAUAAGCACUUAUGAACUCUCCUGUAUUGAGGCCUCUUCAAUUACUGAUGCCGCACUAGUAUGGGGAGAUAGAUAUCUCUUUAUUCAAAGUGAUGUUGUCAGUUAUUUCUUCAAUAUUGAUAAAAGACAAAUAGAGUACUUCUUUGAAAAUGAAUAGUCUGACUAGAAUAAAAGUAAAGUGCUGUUACAUUCGAUAUUCAAAGAUAAUGAGCCAUUAAUGUAUUACACCAUAAACUUGACAAACAAAUAAACACCUAAUGGGAAUGUCGACUCUUAUCAGCUAUUCAAAACAUAAAUAGACAAAAAUAAAAACAUAUUUGAAAGAAAAAACAAAUUCGCUGAUAUUACUUCUGGCAGUGGAGUUCUUGAAUACACAGGAGUGAUUGGCUAUAACAAAAGAUUGACGUCAAUAGUGUUCCCUGGGGAAUAAGUUUACUAUGUUUAUAAUGUCGCUAGCCGGUCAUUAAAGUCAAUCAGAAAUGUUUAAAACUGCCAAGUCAAGAAGAAUUGCUUCCUUGAUGAUUUCGUUUGGAUUGCCUAUAAUGAUGACAACUAUGAUACAUUUACCUCGUCAACUUAUAGUUUAUCUAAAAAGUAUCACCUUAGCAAUCUCGAUCUCGAUGAUUUUUCUCUUGGAGAUAUAUAACGAGAAAGAGGCUAGACUCCAUAAGAUUCAAUUGUAAUGUCUAUUGGUAAGAAAGGAGAAAAAGAGGCAUCGAGUAGAAUUUGCGUCAACAUAGUUAUGUAAGACGGUCAAAAUCCCUUCGUAAAUUAUAUUCAAGAGACUUCAGAUUUUGUCUUUGCUUACCCAGUUAUAAUGUACUGUAAAGAAUUCGUGCAAUUUGUAGACAUGAAUCAUUACAUAAAGCUAAAGCCACUUCAUAUAGCACUAGGGCUGUCAGAUGGAAACUAACAAUUUAGAGCUUAUGAAAGUAUCGCAUUUUUAACUCAAAGUGAUGAGAGGAUAUUUCUAAAUAUACUAGAAUACUCACCUUACAGCUAUGAUAAAUAAUAUACACUCUAUAAAUCUUCUCAAUCUAUCUAGAGACCUAAAACUUAAUAUGGAAAUAUCAUUAAGGCUGUAUUUUAAAAGGUCAAGCAUAAGGAAUGCAAAGAUCAUGAUUACAUCUUGAUACUUCAAUAUAGAAACUAGAUAUUGAUAAGAUCUUUCUUUAAUUUAUUCGUCCUCAAUAUCGAGAAGUAUAUUUACAAAUUUCCAAUGAUUUAUCUGCCUUCAAAGUAUAAAGAUCACCCAGAUAUUUGCUUUUAUAUGACAAAAGAUGGGUAUUCUACUAAAAUCGAAAGACUAGGAUUCAACGGAAAAGAGCAUAAAGAUCCUUUGUCAACCGCUUAUGAAUUAAAGACCUAAAGUGUAUUCGUAUUUUGCUAUCAUAACAAGCAUAUCUAUGUGAUGGAUGAUACAUUAACUCUCAAGAAAUUUGAGUAUGACAGGAGAACACAAAAACUCAAGGUAUUAAAAAUGUUUGAGUUUUGCCUUGAAUACAGAGAUUUCUUAGCAUAGCCAGUAGACUAUCAUGACAUCUAGGUUUCAGAUAAAGGUGUCUAUAGAGGUCUUUUAUUUGUUCCUUUCUUUGAAUAGAACAUAUUCAACAAAGAUAUAGGCCUAAUAAGGGCAGAUCCAAUAUUUAAUGUCUAGGAGAAUGAACUAUUCUCAGGACCGAAAAAACUAACAGGAACUUAAUACAUGAUGUACAUAGCAAGAGGAGAUAAAAAUAUCCUAUCAAAUGAUUAAGGCAACAACUCUUUUGAGGCUUAAUUAUAAAAUGAUUCAAUGGAAAACAUAUUAAGUGAGGUAGAUGAAUAAAUAGGCCAAGAUACCAGUCACAAUAUUCCCAAAUAUUCUCCAGCCAAAUCUAAAAAUGUAGCAGAAAAUGAUCCAGACUUGGAUAAAACAGCUGAAGUCAAGCAGAACAGUAAUAUUAUGUAAAAUGUAAAUGGCCUCAAGAAAUCUAAGACUCUGCAUCGUAUUUCUAAUUCAGUGAUUCCAAAUGAUAGAGCUAGCUAAAUAAAGUUAGCUGCAAAAGGAACAAAAAGAAGUCCAAGCAUUUUGAGAAGUCCAAGAAGUAAUCUGAGUCCCACAGGGGUUAAGUCUUAAAAAACUACUGAUGCAUUCGAUUUCCAAAAUGUUGCAAAAUCCACUAGAAGAAGGGUAGAUGAAGAUCAUGAUGCUAAUACAAAUUAUUACAGCAAAUCAACUUUCAAAACCACUUAAAAUGCUCUCACAUUUAAUAACUAGAAUAAUAAUGAGUAAGUAUAUGCCUGGAUUGUACCAUUCCUUGAUUCAAAUGUGCUACAAUUUACUCAUAGCAUUAAGAAAAAUUCAAAUCCCAAGUACUAAGUUGACUUCUCAACAUUCAUUAAUAACUAUGACCAGAUUCUUAUUCAAAUGAACAAAAUAUUCUACCUAUACUCCAAAAACGGGACUUUCCUCUACCAAGUCAAUACAAUAAGAGAAGGUGUAAAAAAUGCCUUUACAAUUUAGCAAAAGGGCCUUGAGUUAGAGAGUGUGUCAAUAAAUAUGACAUAUUAUUCGUUUUAUGACCAUUCGAAUAAAUGUUUUGAUAUCUACUAACUAGCUAGAGACAGAGUUGAAACACAUGAGCUCAAGAAAAAUUUAACAAGAUAAAAGUAUACCAGGUUGAAGUCUAAAUUAUAUAAAUCAUAAGGAGAUUAGCCAGAUGAAAGUAUUGACAGGUAUAUCAAGCCCUACAUCUUUUAGUAUGUUAAAUCAGUAAAGGAAUAUGGAAACUUGAGAUUUAAAGACGAUUAUUUUAAUUAGAGGCAUAUAUCAAACUAUGGUCAAUUGUAUUAACUAAUAUAAAUCAGGAGAAGUGCAAUUAAUUCAGCAAUUAAGACUAACAUUAGAAUGAAGUUUGAAGGAUUAGCUCAGAUCAAUUAGGCUAAGAAGUCUUUGAUUGCACCUAACAAGCAAGAAGCUGAUAACGAGGAUUCUAAGUUCCUUACUGAGUAUGAAAUUAUGUUCAAAUUUUAUAUCGAUGAUGAAGAAAAGUCUGAGGACAUAAAGCAGAAAUUUAGCUUGGUAAAAGACCAUUUAAAUUCUAAGCUAGAUGCAUUAGAUGAAAGAAGAAUAUUCGGCUUUUAAAUUCUUGGAAAUUAUUUAUUCAUCAAAAGAAAUUUGAGACUAGAAUACUUAAAAAUAUUUGAAACUGACUUAGAACAUGGUACUUAAUAGUAUAAGAUUGCUCAAAAUGCAAAAGCUAAAUACAUUCAUUUAAUGCUAGAUAAAAAUUCUCAUAUUUCGAGGCUAAUGAGUACAUCAUAAUAAACUCCAGAACUUCUUUAGAUAAUUGUCAGUGACGAAAGAUUUAUGUAUGUCAUAACUUGGGAAAUAGAAUAGAACAUCGAACAUUAGAUGAUGCAAUUAGAAAAAAAAUUUGAUUUCAAUGCAGGGCAUGCUGUAUGCAAAGGAAUUACUGAAAGACAUAACUACAUCCCUAUCGACAACUCAUUCUACGACUUAUAUUUUGGACUGCCUUUCAAAUUUUUUGAAAAUAUUGGUCGUAAAUGCCCAAGAAAAGCUAAGAUGAAUAUGAAUGAGAGAAAACUGUCUUAGGCAAAUAAAGAAUACUUAGAUUUAUAUGAAAAUAAUAAAGUUCUAAAAAGCUAUAGUUACCUAGAUUUAUGCUAUAUGAAAGCUUUCUACAAUUUAAAUAAAGAUUAGAUAGAGUAAAAGCAUAUUAUGACUAAGCAUCUUAACAUUAGAAUCAAGGGCUACACAUUCUUUAGUUUUAUAGCUCUUGACUUUAACUUAUUAAAAGAGGUAUAUGAUGAGGUCAUGAAAAUUGAUGAUCUUACAACACCAUAAACUCUUGUAGAUAAUAACUCAAUUAGUCAAUACAAAAUGCUAUUUAUUCAUAUGCUCUAUCCUGACUUUAAUAAUAUGAGUGCAUUCGACAUUGCUAUGCGAGACAAAAGUCCAAAAUCAAUCGAACUAAUGCUGGAAAUGCUUUGCUAACUUGGAAAUUUCUCCUUAUCUAAGUUUUUUAUGCAUCACUUCUCAGAGUUAUUCUAAAUGGAGCUAGUAUCGUUUUAGAAUUUUCUAUCCUCUUGCCAAUUUCAACUUCCUCGAAUGAGAGAGAUUAAAGUUUUAAAAUGGGUCCAUCCAGAAGAUGAACAUUAUCUAGACUAUCAUACUUCCUAUCUUGGAGAUUAGUUCUAUCAAAGGAUAAAAAAGAGAAAUUUCGGCAGGGUCUUGAAUGAACUAAAUGAUGAUGAGUUUGAAGAAUCAUUUAGAGAGCAGACAAAUCAAUCAUUAAGUUCAGAGUAAGAAAUCAAUAAAAUCGAAUCAGACAUAGCAUUUAAGGAUUUAAAUGUAGAUACAAAGAAUGUAAACUAUGGAAUAUUAGGCCCAUAGAUAGAUGAUUUUAUUAAGAAAGAUACUAAGCUUGAAAACAUGCAAUGGAAAAAGCAAUUCGAAGUUGGGGAAUAUAAAAGAGUAGAAACCUUCGCAGUAGAGUUUGAUUGGAUAUUUAGAGGUAAAAAUGCAAUUAGCUUUAUUGAACAUCUUGCUCACAAUGCAAACGAUUCUAUCUUUGCUGUUGAUACCAUAAGAAUAAUUGUGCUAUUUCUUUGGGAGAGAUUCUUCUACAAUAUCAGAAAUAAGAUCUUCAUACCUUUUGUUUUCUACUUUGUGCUAUUUAUGGUUCAAAUCGCAUUUAUAUAUCAGCAAAAAGUUUAUAUCAUGGCUGUCCAUAGAGGAGAAAUUAAAUCAGACACAUCCUACUCAUAAGAAGAGCUUGAUGCAUGGAGAAUUGCUGACUAUUCAGUGAUUUCAGUGCUAUUUUUGCUCUGGUUCUAUUUCUUUUCCAUUGAAGUGAAGUAGGUAUUUAAUCUAAAGUUGGAUUAUAUCUUAGAUUUUUGGAAUUGGUUUGAUGUGUUUUCACUUGGGUUAAACAUGGCUUAUCUUGUCAGAGAUCUUACUGAAUCAGAUUCUCAUUCAAAUAGAAUACUCUCCUCUCUUGCUGCUCUGCUGAUGUGGCUUAAACUACUCUACUUUUUGAGACUCUUCGCUCCUACUGCUGCUUUAAUAAGAAUGAUAGUUGAAAUCGUCAAGGAUAUGUCUGUGUUUACAAUCAUUUAUUUCAUUGCUAUUAUUGGCUUCGCUGAUGCAUUUUACAUUCUAGCUUACAACUUAAAUGACAACGAGGAGAAUGAGAUGUUCAAAAAUAACUUCUUUCUAGCCAUUAUUUACAGUUACAGGACUGGACUCGGUGACUUUGUGACUGAUGCAUUUGACAAUUCUGAGGAUAUUGCCCUGUGGUACAUCUUAUUCAUAUUCUAGACCGUUUUCAUCCAAAUUGUCCUAUUAAAUCUUUUGAUUGCAAUAAUGGGAGACACUUUUGAUAAAGUAACUGAGAAGAGGGAGGAGUCUAAAUUGAAGGAAAUAUGUGAAAUGAUCUCAGAUUACGAAGGAAUAAUGGACAGAGAAAAGGAGUUUAAGUACUCAAAAUAUAUAAUAGUGUCCAAAGUUGAAAAAGCUCAAGCUAACCAAUCUUCAGAUUGGGAAGGGAAACUUGCCACGCUAAAAACUAACUUAAACAAUGUAGUUUCAGAAGUAAGAAAAGAAUAAAAACAGUAAAGUGAAAACUUGAGAGAAGAAGUCAUUGGGAAUUCAAAGUCAAUGGAAUAAAAAUUUAUGGACUUACAAUCAAUUCUCAUGAAAUAAUCUUCUUAACUUGGCCUAACUUUAAAAAAGAUAGACCACCUAAAAGACAUAGUAAAAAAGGUAUCCAAAAAGACAAAAAGAGGUGGAACAGUAGUAUAAGACAUCAUCGCUGUAGCUGGACCAACUAUAAAUUUGGAGUAAUAAGAAGGCUAAAUUAAUAUGGGAGAUUAGGCUGACUUCGACGAUGAGGACGAAGAUGAUAUAGUCUUUGAUAAAACACCAGAUGGCUCCAUUCAUAAUACAAGAAAUUAAUGA
Messenger RNA from Stylonychia lemnae, 7044 nucleotides. The record is from the annotation of a GenBank genome assembly. Lineage: Eukaryota; Ciliophora; Spirotrichea; Sporadotrichida; Oxytrichidae.